Molecule: messenger RNA, 678 nt
Organism: Cynara cardunculus var. scolymus (artichoke)
Lineage: Eukaryota; Viridiplantae; Streptophyta; Magnoliopsida; Asterales; Asteraceae
Product: mitochondrial import inner membrane translocase subunit PAM16 like 2-like
Exons: 4
Coding region: 116-472 (118 amino acids)
Biological process (GO): protein import into mitochondrial matrix
Cellular component (GO): TIM23 mitochondrial import inner membrane translocase complex
Source: RefSeq, a predicted model, not a curated record
GUCCAUCUUUCCGACAUUUCCUUCACCAGAAACAAAACCCUAAAUUUCAUUCCGACGAAAUCUCAGAAUCCUUUCAAAUUGAACGAAAACUGACCAGUUUUCUAAGAUCAUAGUCAUGGCUGCUAAGAUUCUUGCAAAUCUGAUUGUGAUGGGUUCUGGAAUCUUGGUUAGGGGAUUAGUUCAAGCAUACCGUCAGGCCCUUCAGAAUGCCUCAAAGUCGGGUGUUGCUCAAGAAACGUUACAGAAUGCUGUGCAUAGAGGAAGCAAAGUUAUGACAGAACAAGAGGCUAGACAGAUUCUUGGUGUCAGUGAGCAGACGUCCUGGGAGGAGAUUGCACAGAAAUAUGAUAAUUUAUUUGAGCGCAACGCCAAAAAUGGAAGUUUUUACUUGCAGUCGAAGGUUCACAGGGCCAAGGAAUGCUUGGAGACGUUUUAUCAAGCCAAAGAUGAGCCAGGUGGUCCUGUGGGUUAACGGUGACUUCUUUGACCUUGAAAGCAUUUGUAUAUUUGUAGUCUGAUAGAUGCUGAGAGAUGAAUUUUUGUAUUCUUGAAUUAUGCUUCCGUAAGCCAUUAUUGGCCAUCUUUUCUUGUGACGUAUGAUAACGUUAUACUGGACUACUAUCUACUGUAAUACGAGUAUGAAUAAGUUCGCACUCUUGGUACAUUGUCUUUUAAGCA